This is a messenger RNA of Vigna unguiculata (cowpea), 1233 nucleotides long. RefSeq names its product G-box-binding factor 3-like. The record is from RefSeq and is a predicted model, not a curated record. NCBI's taxonomy places the organism in Eukaryota, Viridiplantae, Streptophyta, Magnoliopsida, Fabales, Fabaceae.
GAGGUUUUAACAGUUUCUCAAAGAGGUUUGUAACCUCCAUAAAUUAUUUUACACUUUUGAUUCCCCUCCAUUUUUUCGGCCUUUUCCUCCAAUGUUUUACACUCACUUUGCUCACUGAACGUUUCCCUCAAAUUUCCAAACCCGAGAUUCUUAUUUUCACUUUCGUUUUGAAAACUCUUUCAUCAAAUUGGAUUCAUCGUACCGAUGUUCAUCUCUGUCAUCUUCGUGCUUGCUCGUCAGCCGGUGCUCAUCGAUCAAUGCUCCUUGGUAGAUGUUCAAUCAGUCUCGCAUUUCAUUUGCAUAUCGUUGGACAAUUGAGAGAGGUAUCAAACAAGGUUCACAAUGCAGAGUUAAAAUUGUUUUUGGAAGUGGAGCUUGGGCUGGAGAAAGAAGCAUAUAAAAAUGGAGAAACACUACCUUCGGAAGAUUCCUCUGUGCAAAGUACCUAUGCUCCUGUAGAUGGAGAACAACUAAAUGAAUUUAGUGAUGCAAAUAAGGAUCAAAAUGAUGUGCAGGGGACACAUUCACACGGCCAGGGAGUUCCAUCUCCAUCUACUGCUGGGACUCCUUCAAGUGUAGAUUCACCAACAAAAUUAUCUGGAAAUACUGAUCAGGGGUUAAUGAAGAAAUUGAAAGGAUUUGAUGGGCUUGCAAUGUCAAUAGGCAAUUGCAAUGCAGAGAGUGCUGAGCUUGGAGCUGAAAACAGUUUGUCACAGAGUGUGGAUACUGAGCGUUCUAGCGAAGGAAGUGAUGGCAACACUGCAGGGGCUAAUCAAACAAAAAGGAAAAGAAGCCGAGAGCAAACAUCAACCACUGAUGGAGAAGGGAAAACUGAGACACAAGAUGGCCCAAUUUCCAAAGAGACUGCAUCUUCGAAAAUGAUUAUGCCUGCUACCCCAGCUAGUAUUGCAGGAAAGUUUGUUGGUCCUGUAAUUUCUUCAGGUUUUUUCUGAUAAUGGAAUUUGGAGAAGAAUCUUUAGAAUGAUUAUAAAAACAAACUGGUGAUGCAAAUGAGCCUGAGUCUACCAUGGGUACAAGAGGAUCAUCUGGUGGUAGCAAUAUUUAGGGUGUUGAUGAUGUUUUUUAGGAUGAAACUAUUUUAGUGUAUUAUGAACUUUGAGUAAAUAUGGAUUAAGUUGUAAUUGUUUCAAUUUAAAUUGCUUUUAUGUUAAUAUGUUGAUUUUGAGAAUCAAAAGUUCUAAUGAGAUAUAUUUGAGCACUUUGGUUGAAGUA